Molecule: messenger RNA, 1057 nt
Organism: Phlebotomus papatasi
Lineage: Eukaryota; Metazoa; Arthropoda; Insecta; Diptera; Psychodidae
Product: luciferin sulfotransferase-like
Exons: 4
Coding region: 35-1057 (340 amino acids)
Biological process (GO): sulfation
Cellular component (GO): cytoplasm
Molecular function (GO): sulfotransferase activity
Source: RefSeq, a predicted model, not a curated record
GAAUCAAUUUUCUUGAGUAUAUGAAGCAAUAAAAAUGCCCAUCAUUUGUGAAAAUAUUGAGAAAGGAGCAUUUUCGAAGACUGAAUACUUUGGAACCAGCGACUUCAUCCGGAUUAGCCAUACUCGACGUCCCAAUAUUCCCAUCGCGGAGAAAUGGUGCCUUAGGUCGUAUUUCAUGCCUGCCAAGUACAGGACCAGUGCCCAAGUGAUUGAGAACUUCCAGGUGCGACCGGAUGAUGUCUGGGUUGUGACCUUUCCCAAAUGUGGAACAACCUGGACGCAGGAAAUGGUAUGGCAGAUUUGCAAUGACUUGGACUAUGAAAAGGGCAAUUCUACUGAACUUAAUGAAAGGUUUCCAUUUUUCGAAUUCGCUGCGAUUGUCCAUGAUAAGUAUAAUAUGAUGGACACUUUGCCAGUUGUGGAGAAAAUGCCAUCACCUCGUCUAAUCAAGAGUCAUCUACCGGCACCACUUCUGCCAAAAGAUAUCUGGACAGUAAAGCCAAAGAUCAUUUAUGUGGCAAGGAAUGCUAAAGACACUGCAGUCUCUUAUUAUCAUCAUUACAGAAACAUCCGAGGAUACCGCGGUAAUAUGGAUGAUUUUAUGGACAUUUUCCUGAAAGAUUUGGUUAACUAUUCUCCUUUUGAUUCUCACAUAAUUGAUUUCUGGAACAUGAGAAAUGAGGAUAACAUCCUUUUUCUCACUUACGAGGAAAUGAAGAAGGAUCAUCCCAGUGUUAUAAGAAGAACAGCAGAAUUUCUCGGAAAGUGCUAUACGGAUGAACAAAUCACCAGUCUAGCUGAUCAUCUCUCCUUCGAAAAAAUGUCUCAAAAUGAAGCGGUUAACUUUGAGAAACAGAUGAAGGGAUUUCGGAAGGUUUUUAAUAUGGAAAAGAAUAACAAUUUCAAUUUUAUCCGGAAAGGUAAAGUUGGUUCAUUCCGGGAAGAAAUGCCUGCUAAAUGGAUUGAAAUUUUCGACAGUUGGAUCCAGGAGAGAAUUGCAAAGUAUCAAGGAGAUCCUGCACUUUUGGAAAUUUUUACUCCAAUUGCAAGAGUGUAA